Molecule: messenger RNA, 2982 nt
Organism: Hemisphaericaspora subhashii
Lineage: Eukaryota; Fungi; Ascomycota; Pichiomycetes; Serinales; Debaryomycetaceae
Gene: TYR1
Product: prephenate dehydrogenase (NADP(+))
Exons: 3
Coding region: 1-2982 (993 amino acids)
Biological process (GO): L-tyrosine biosynthetic process
Molecular function (GO): prephenate dehydrogenase (NADP+) activity; NAD+ binding; prephenate dehydrogenase (NAD+) activity
Source: RefSeq, a predicted model, not a curated record
AUGCCUGUGGAUGGGUUGGUAGUUUUGAGAGGUAACACUUUUGAGGUGGACGAGAAGUUCGAAAUUUCAGGAGUAUUAUCUAUUGUGGAUUUUUCUGGAAACCAGUUCACACUUGAAAAUAUUCUAGUUUUUGAAGAGGGAACUUUUUUCUUUAGUACCACAUUACCUCCCCAGAGUGACACAUGCUCAAUGAAAUUCGGCCUCAUUGGGAACCUCGGAAAAGUCCAGAUAGAUGCUGACACAAUAGGUCUGGCAAUUAGUGAUUUUGAAGUUCUGACAAUUUACAACUAUGGGCCAAUGAUAUUUUCCAAUUUCCAAAGCAGCGAACAUGUACCCGUGAUAACGAAACUUCAAAAUCAUGCCAGUUUUGUUUGGGAACUGGGUCCCCUUCGGAUCUUGGAAUUUGAAAACUUCGAACUGUUUUGUCUUGGAAGUGGUGCUGCUGUCGAUAUCGAAUAUUCCAAGGGCUUGAAAUGUUUACAACUACUGAUGGGUUCUACUUUGGCUAUUCAAGGUGACCUAAGGGAAGUUUCCCUUUCUCCACUUGGCGGAUCAACACUUCUCGUUAAAGCAAGACUGCUGCAUACCCUCGUCGUGUCAUAUUUUGGUGGGGAUAAUAUUGUAAUUUUUCAAGGAUGGAACGCUUCGUCUAUUGACUACACUUAUGAUAAAUUGUAUUUAAAAAUCAACGUCGAUUCCGACUUAUACGAACUUGAAAUAGGGUUUAAUUAUGAUCCUGGAUUGUUUAAGGUUGUUACGCGGGAUGACGAUAUCAUCAUAAGUUAUCCUGUAAUCCCGACGCUGGCAUUUCAUCACAUAUGUCAAUGUGUCUCUCCAGAAACCAACGUACCGGGUACAUUGCCCACAAUUUCAAUCCAGACAACAGGAUAUCUGACAAGAACAUUGACUAUUACUACUAGUGACUAUCGUUGGACGACAAUCGAGUCCACCAUGUCAGAAACAGAUUCAACUAUAUCAGAACCUGAGUCAAUUACUUCAGAGCUGGACUCAACUGCACCGAAUCCGGAAUCAACUUCUGCUGAAGAAAAUGAAUCAACUAGUUCACAGCCAGAACUGAUAGCUUCGGAAACUUACAUUACCUCACUCCACGAAUCGACUACUUCAGAGCUUGAACCAUCUACUUCGGGAGCACCACCAACUAGCGCGGAUCCGGUUUCUCCUUCAGAAACUCAACAGACUUCACCUACAACAACUCAGUCAUCGAUCCAAUCAGAUCCUUCGGAACCGACCAACUCAAAUACAGCUCCAGAGACAAGAGCAAGUGCGUCUUCGGAGAGAUCAUAUUUUACUGAUCCAUUAUCAACAAGUUUACUGUCAUUGCUUACUAGUAAAACAACAACUUCUGGGGGUUCAGAUGAUACCACCACCAAGGACCCAGACCCAGUUAAAUCUGACUCACCAUCUGGAGAUAUCAAAACAAUGAUUGUAACUCUUUCAUCUGAAAUAUCAGUCCCUCCAAGUGCUACCGUCUUGCCCAUUGAAGGUUCGGGUUCCAAGGUUGUUGGUACAGGAUUGUUGCUGUCGGAUCUCCAAACCUCAUCGAAAAUUUUACAAAAUUGGAUCUAUGAGUCAAAAGAUCAAUAUAGGAGAUCCCAACCAUCAUUACCAACCGAUUCCCACAACAUGACACCCCUAACAGAAGAACAAAUCACAUCCCUCAAACAAUCCAAGACAAUUGGUAUCAUAGGAUUAGGAGACAUGGGAUAUUUAUAUGCCUCUCGAUUCAGUUCAGCCGGUUGGACCGUCGUUGGAUGUGAUCGAGAAGAAACCUACCUUCAAACCCAACAAAAAUUCCAAAAUGAAAAAUUCCAAGUCUUAAAAAAUGGUCACCUAGUCUCCCGUAUUUCCGAUUACAUAAUCUACAGUAUUGAAGCUGCCAAUAUUGAUAAGAUUGUUUCAAUCUAUGGACCCUCCACCAAAUUUGGAUCAAUCGUAGGCGGACAAACUUCUUGUAAAGCGCCUGAAAUUGCUGCAUUUGAGAAAUAUUUACCUGAAGAUACACAAAUAAUCCCAGUUCAUUCUUUACAUGGACCUAAAGUGGACCCUACGGGACAACCAUUGGUACUCAUCAAACAUCGGGCCACGGAUGAGGCAUUCCAAUUUGUCGAGAGUUUGAUGUCAUGUUUGAAUUCAAAACAUGUUUAUUUAAGUGCCAAAGAACAUGAUCGAAUAACGGCAGACACACAAGCUGUUACUCAUGCGGCAUUUUUAUCAAUGGGAGUAGCGUGGAAAUCGAUGCAUCAAUAUCCUUGGGAAACUCCGAAAUGGAUCGGAGGGAUUGAGAAUGCAAAGAUUAAUAUCUCGUUGAGAAUUUAUUCAAAUAAAUGGCAUGUAUAUGCCGGAUUGGCAAUUACUAAUCCGUCCGCCCAUGAUCAGGUGUUACAAUAUUCGAAAUCGACAACUGAAUUGUUUACAUUAAUGAUUCAAGGGAAGAAACAAGAAUUGAGUGAGAGAUUGAUGAAGGCAAAGGAGUUUGUGUUUAAGGAAGUGCAACAUAAUCAUCAUGAUUUGUUAUUGGAUGAUAAUAUUUUACAGAAAUUUUCAUUGAGUAAAGUUCCACCCGAAGGAAAACAACCAAAUUCUCAUUUAUCAUUAUUGGCAAUUGUUGAUAGUUGGUACAAUUUAGGGAUUGUACCUUAUGAUCAUAUAAUUUGUUCAACUCCUUUGUUUAGAAUUUUUUUAGGGGUUACUGAAUAUAUCUUUUGUACUCCUGGAUUAUUAGAAGAUGCUAUAAAUGUUGCAAUUGAAGAUCCAAGUUUUAGACAAGAUGAUUUACAUUUUACAAUUGCUGCACAAACUUGGUCAAGUAUUAUAAGUUUUGGGAAUUUUGAAUUAUAUAAACGAGAAUUUAUUGAAACUCAAAAUUUCUUUCAACCAAUGUUUCAAGAAGCUAAUUUAAUUGGUAAUGAAAUGAUUAAGACUAUUUUAGAAAGAGUUAAAGAGAGGGAGCUGUCUGUAUAA